AUCCGAGCGAAAUUGUAUCAACACGUGCAUUUAUUUACCCGAUGAAGCACUAACGCCGAGGGAUUUAUUAAAUUUAAUUAAUAAUCUCAUUAGAAAGUCACCAAAAAACCUCCUUUAAACAUCAAUUCAAGCUCAAGGAUCAAGAAAAUCAACAAGAUUUCAACAUGGCUGAUGAAGUAAAUCCAAAAGCGUAUCCUCUCGCUGAUCAAGCGCUCACCGUGAAAAUCAUGAAUUUGAUUCAACAAGCGCACAAUUACAACCAACUGCGUCGCGGAGCGAACGAGGCAACAAAAACCUUGAAUCGCGGCUUGUCGGAAUUCAUCGUAAUGGCAGCUGAUACGGAGCCUUUGGAGAUUUUGUUGCAUUUGCCACUUUUGUGCGAAGACAAGAACGUUCCGUAUGUGUUUGUGCGUUCGAAGCAAGCUUUGGGACGUGCAUGCGGCGUUUCGAGACCAAUUGUUGCAUGCUCCGUGACAGUCAACGAAGGAUCCCAAUUGAAGUCGCAAAUUGUCUCGAUCCAGCAAGAAAUUGAACGUUUAUUGGUUUAAAGCCAAAUAUUUACUCCGUAAAGUACAAGAGAUGUAUUUUUUUUUACAAAUUUAAGAAAAUUUACUUUAAGACAUUUUUCUUCAUUUUUUUCGAUAUUCGACAAGAAACCAUACUUAACAAUAGAUUUUUACUUUUAAUGAGAGAAUAAAAUUUAAAAAAAAGAGAAAA
This is a messenger RNA of Culicoides brevitarsis, 717 nucleotides long. RefSeq names its product NHP2-like protein 1 homolog (gene hoip). NCBI's taxonomy places the organism in Eukaryota, Metazoa, Arthropoda, Insecta, Diptera, Ceratopogonidae. The transcript has 2 exons. The coding region runs from base 165 to 548 and encodes 127 amino acids. The record is from RefSeq and is a predicted model, not a curated record. Gene Ontology annotation, biological process: ribosome biogenesis; maturation of LSU-rRNA; maturation of SSU-rRNA. Gene Ontology annotation, molecular function: RNA binding. Gene Ontology annotation, cellular component: small-subunit processome; nucleolus; U4/U6 x U5 tri-snRNP complex.